GGCGGCGGAUGCCUCGUAUUUGCUCUCCUCUCCGCAUCAUCAUCACAAUCUCACUGAUAGCGGUUAUCCUCAUCUUCUCCUACUCAGAUUCCACUACCUGGGACCACUCUCUCAACUCCCUCAAAACAAUACACCAACCCGUCAUCAGACUCCUUGACUACAACGAGUACGUUAAACACGAACAACAACUCUCCUCCGACUUUGUAGUGGAGACAGAUGCUCUGCUGGAUCACGUUCACACUCAGUGCGAGAAGUAUGGGUACUCAACUAACUAUGCCACCAAGAGGAAGUACAUGCCUGAUGCGUAUACUAUAGCUAUCCCUGAGUACAACAUGCUGUAUGUGAGCAACCCUAAAACAGGGUCCACUUCUUUCAAGAAGUUUGUGUUACGGUUACAAGGAGAUGAAACCCCCUACGAUGAGAUGCUACACGUACACAGGAACCCCAGAGCAAAGUUCCAGGAUAUCCCGCUCGUGGACGACGUGACGUACAAGAACAUCACUGCUAAGAUGUACGUGGUGGGGUUCGUGAGGAACCCCAUAACCCGGCUCAUAUCUGGGUUUAGAAACAAGGUGCUGCGGACGGAGGGAGGCGGGUACAACAAGAAGAUAUACCAGAGAGUACCUGCAGAUGCUAGUGAUGCGGACAGGUUUAAGGUGUUUGUGGAUAUGCUUAUUCGCGGUGUGGUAAAUGAUCACCACUUCACCCCUCAGUGGAAGAAGAUGCACGUGUGCACUUUUCCGUAUAAUCUGUUGGGUCAGACGGAGACAACUAAAGACAAUAUCGAGACUAUGAUGAGAGAUACUGGGAUCAGAGGGGUGGAGUUCCCAGGAUCUAGAAGUGAAACAGGUGCAGAUUCACGAUCUACUCUAGAUGAAGUGGAGGAGUUCAUCGCCCCCUUAUCAUCUGAAGAAAUAGCCAAGAUAAACGAGUUUUAUAAGAUGGACUUUGCAAUACUUGGCUAUGCCAAAAUGGACAAUCCUAAGUUCCCUUACAUUGACUUGGAGCAGACGUUUUGAGUUUCUGAAUUGUGUGGUUAUAGUAACAUCGAACGUUUGCUGGGGUUUAUUUGAACUGAUGUACUGAACAAUUUACAUAAUGAUACUAAUUUACGAUGUGUUUUUAUAAUUUAUAUUGCUUUACUUUUAACAUUAUUAUGAAGGUAUUUGUCCAUAAAAAUCGUAUCAUAAAUGGCUUUAAGUAUGGCUUAUAUCAUGGAUUCUAAUAUUCAUGCAAUAAGUGUACAUUAAUUAAUUAGUUAAUUAUAUGCCUAACCAAUUACAGGCCGGAGGUAAUGACUCCUUUCGGUUUUUAGCCAUUGUUAACUAUGAGAAAACCAUACUUUUGUUAUGAAUUUACAUAAACUCAUAAAAUAUGAUACAUCAUGGCACACUAGCAUUGAUCUGGAAUGCACGCCCGGCAGUGUAACUUCUAUUUCAUGAGAUGCGUGGGAGAAACAAACGAAAAGGAUAUUUAAUAUUGAUAUUUAGCGAAUGUUUCGGUUUGGCCUUAACAUUGUCUCUUGCCUAUCUUGCCCUUAUUUUGUGUUACGACCAUGAAUUAUAAUUAUAUUCAAAGUCCAUCAGCGUAUCCAAACUCCAUCCUAGUAUGUAGGAUUUAGGCUCUCUCUGCUAAUGAUCGAAAUGCAUUGUUCGUGUUUCCUUGUUUGGACUAAAAUUGUGCUCAUCUUACAUCUUGUAAGCCUUAUUUCUGAUAAUGACUUUGAUGCGAAAUUGUCAUGUUGUAUUUGGAAACCAAAUAUUGUACUUGGGUUGGCAUUCUGAUAAUUUGAUGACCAGUUAUGCAGAUAUAUCUCCUUUAAAAAUGCCGACAGUGCAGUUUCAUUUGCUCGAAAGUUAGCACUCUAUCAUUUAUUGAAAUUCGCGAGCAAUUCCACUUGUUUUGUAAGUCGCGCUGAUUUUGAUUAUUUCAUUUCCACUCAAAACGCUCAAUGUUCGUCCAAGACACAAAACAGGUUCAAAAAACGAACAUGUGGAAUUUCAUUACGUUUUCAUCGCGUAUAUGCGGUAGUGCUGUAUUUUUAAUCAUAUAUUGGCCGAAAUGGUUAUAACACAAAAUCGUCAUUAUGUAAACGUAUUCUGCCAAAAAAUUUUUUAAAAAAAUGUUUUUUUUCAACACAGUCUUCUGUACUAUAGACUCAUCUACUAAUCAUUUAUUAUAAAAUAGUUUGUAUACUAGUAGUCUUGUAUUAUAUUUACAAUGAUAUAUUAUACCAUAGUGCUUGUAUAUAUAUACAACUUUAUAAAAUAGUCUCUAAAUGUUAUUAACAAGUUUAUCUCGUUUCACAAUAUUUUUAUACGAUCAAUCUUCAAUGCUGUUUUGAAAUGGGGCCGUUCACAUAUUACGUAAUCAAUUUUUGGCAAAUUUUUAACCCCCCUGGCCCUCCCAGCCUCCGUUAUCAGUUUUAGACAUAGCUGUUGUGUCGAAAUUACACAAGCGUAAUAAUUUGGAGACCCCAUCCCCCUCGUCUGAUUACGUAAUAUGUGAACGGACCCAAUGUUUAAAGAAUACACGAUUUCUAAGUAAUUGACUCUGCAUUGUAAAUUCAGUCAAGAUUUUGUUUUUUGUUUCAUACUUA
Messenger RNA from Bolinopsis microptera, 2599 nucleotides. RefSeq names its product carbohydrate sulfotransferase 11-like. Bases 9 to 1019 code for a protein of 336 amino acids. Gene Ontology annotation, molecular function: sulfotransferase activity. Gene Ontology annotation, cellular component: membrane. Gene Ontology annotation, biological process: carbohydrate biosynthetic process. The record is from RefSeq and is a predicted model, not a curated record. Lineage: Eukaryota; Metazoa; Ctenophora; Tentaculata; Lobata; Bolinopsidae. The transcript is spliced from 2 exons.